This is a messenger RNA of Arvicanthis niloticus (Nile rat), 2925 nucleotides long. The record is from RefSeq and is a predicted model, not a curated record. Lineage: Eukaryota; Metazoa; Chordata; Mammalia; Rodentia; Muridae.
AUGGAGAAAGGAAAGGGAGUGUCCAGAAAAGGUCGGAAGCUGGCAUCCAGCCGCCGGAGGCAGGCACGAGAACCAGCUGACGGUCAGGAUGCCCUGGUGGCUGCUCCGGAGGCUGAGUCCUGGCCCUCUGACGCUGAUGCAGAGCUUCAGGGCUUUUUCCAGGACUGCGGAGCCAAGGAGAGGGGCUUUGUCACCCGGGAGGAUCUAGCGGAGGCCAGGUUCAGCUUCCUGGGUGGCAAGGAGCCACAGAUGAUAUUUGACUGGGUGGACGUCGAGAGUAGGGGCUGCCUGUCAAUGGAAGAAUUCAGCUCUGGACUCAAAAAUGUCUUUGGCUCCAGCCCUGGUACCCACAGACUCCGCACAAAGCGGUCAUUGCCCUCUCAACGGCUAUCUGUGACCUCCAACUUCCCUGUCCUCGAGGAGGCUGAUGCUGAGGAGAAGGAGGCCUUCCUGGCCCUUGUAGGGCAGAUGGAGACCGGCCACUCCUUUUCUGAGCAGGCUGAGAUCUGGAAGCUGUGGAGAGAGUUGCGGCAGGAGGAGCCCCAGUUGGCAGGCAACUUGGAGGGCUUCCUGGCUAAGAUGAGCAGCCGCCUGCAGGAGGCUCGGGCCGACCGGGAGGCACUGGCAUGGACCCUGAGAAAGCGAGACUCUGACCAUCUCCACAAAGUGAGACAGCUCUACGAGGAGACAGAGGAGCAGAUCCGAAGGGAGAAGCAGCAGCUGCAGGCCCAGAGCGACUCCCGGGACAUGGCCCUCAGUGCCCACAUGCAGGAGGCUCUGGAGGCCAAGGAAGAAGAGGUUCGGCGGCUUGCAGAGGGCCAGAAAGAGUUGGAGGCUCAGCUCCUUCACCUCAGCAGCACACAGCAAGAGGCCAGCUGGGAGAACCUGCAGCUCCGGGAGGCUGAGCGUGACCUGGCCGGGCAGCUAGAAGAGGUGCGGGGACAGCUGCAGGUGACAAGAGGACACUUGGAUACUGCCAGGACCAGGGGCCGAGUGUCCUGGCAGAUAGAGGAAGAGCCAAGUGUCCCCAGGGCAAAUAAGGAGGCCCCAGACCCUCAGGCUGUCCCCACAGAGGAGGCCCCACUGCCUGAGCUGUUUGGGGAUAAUGAUGACUGGAACCAGCUCCUCCACAGCUUCGAAGACCAUUCCCACAGAACCCUGCGUCUUUGCUGGAGCCCACCCCCAAGCCCGAGUAGCACCUCCACCCCCCAGACUCCCCGCAUUGUUAGACAGAUCUCCAUUUCCAAAACUGCUCUGCAGUUUUCUCAGGAGCCAGGCUCAGAUCCAGACCCAGAGGUGUCCCCUGGUGGUGCCAGAGAAAGAAAAGAGGUGGAGGACCCCAAGGGGCAGGAUGGACAGGAUGGACAGGAUGGACAGGAUAUCAGUUCUAAGCAGACUGUGGACUCCCCUGACUUAGAUGCCAGACCCAAGGGCCCCUUCCUCUGGAGUCUACCAGGAGCCCCGACUGGGGAGUCUGAGAAUGUUAAAGCAGCUUUCGGAGUUCUGCUUGCUUCUGAGGCUGAGCCUCCUCCUCAGGGACUCUCUUCUCCUCCUCUGUCCCCAACUGGGUCCAGAAAACAGACCCAGACUCCAGAUCUUGGUGACAGCAAACUUUGGUCUCCACCUGAGGCAGCCAAACUGUCCAUAGAAAAAGAGGUCAUGACGGAGGACCUGAAGCUGGGCUUGGGAUAUCAGGGAGCCACAGCUUUUCCUGAGGGGACUACAGAACCCUCCCUGAGCCUGGAGUCUGUGGACCACGUAGGCACAGAGAGACCAGUGCAGGAUGAGGCACAUCUGGCUAGGCAGGAGAGUCAUCCUAGGGGCUUCCAAGAAGCCCAGGGCCAAGUUCUUAGUCUGGAUAGUCUGUCUACCCACCUCCCCCUAAGUCUAGAAGAGCAGCUCAGGCCUGAGGAAGGAAACUUAGGAGAGAGAGGCCAGCAGGACCCGGGGCCUGCAGAAGCCAGUGAGGCCCAUGGCCUGGAAGCCAGGAACACAGAAUCACCCCAGCAAGGUGAUCCCCUGUCUAACACAUCACAGGCUCCUACUGAGAGAGAAGUCCCUGUUUCUGGCCAAAUGUCUCCUCCAAGGGGUUCUCCCAUCUUGGGGGCUGGGGCUGGGCUUGCAGUGGGAGCCCCAGAGACCACAAAAACUCUCCUAACCUUGGCUGAGUCAGAAGUCCAGCCCAGGCCCGUGUUCAUGCCUGUUCAGGUGGAGAGGAAAUCAGGCACCCCUCAGCCCAGAGAGCCAGGGGCAGAGAGCAGGUUGGAAGACCCAAGAACAGACUUACGGGAGGCUGAACAGAGCUCUUCCCCUGGCGACCGCACUGAUGCCAAGCCUCAAGCUGACCCGGACUACCUCUACCAUGUCAUCUUCUUGGGGGACUCCAAUGUGGGCAAGACCUCAUUCCUACACCUGUUACAUCAUGAUGCUUUUGCCACCGGGCUGACAGCCACUGUAGGAGUGGAUUUUCGUGUCAAAAACCUGCAGGUAGACAAUAAAACCUUCGCCCUGCAGCUGUGGGACACAGCCGGACAAGAGAGGUACCACAGCCUCACGCGGCAGCUGCUUCGCAAGGCGGAGGGGGUGGUGCUCAUGUAUGAUGUCACCUCCCAAGAGAGCUUCACCCACGUGCGUUACUGGCUGGACUGUCUGCAGGAUGCAGGUGUAGAGGGUGUGGCCAUGGUCCUGCUGGGAAACAAGAUGGACUGUGAGGAGAAGAGGCAGGUACCCACUGAAGCUGGCAGAAGACUCGCCCAGGAGCUGGGGGUCUCCUUUGGUGAGUGCAGCGCGGCCCUGGGUCACAACAUCCUGGAGCCUAUGAUGAACCUGGCUCGGUCACUUAAGAUGCAGGAAGACCGCCUGAAGGCCUCGCUGGUGGAAGUGACCCGCCCGCAGCCACCCAAGAGAGCUGGCUGCUGCCCCUGA